AGGCCGGAGGAGCGGGACCAAGAGGAGGGGUGCGCUCUGGCGUCGGGUGUUUUGGUUAGGCUUUUUUUUUUUCUUUCCGCGAAAGAAGUUUGCUUUGGCCACGCCUCAAGGCGGCCGCCUCCUCCAGCACCCCUCCCCCGCCCCUCCGCGCACACCUCUCGGUGCAGAUUGCAAAGCGCCUUCGCGGGAGUGAGCUGCAGAUUUUGCAACAGCCAGGCUCGCCCACCUUGCAGAAGGAGCGCCUAGUGUCCCCUGGAUACCUCGGGUGCAAAAAAGAAACGAAAAAAAGAAUCGACCUCCUGCCUUGCCUUGAUCACCUCCCCACCCAGACUGCAUGGUCUCCCGGGACCCUUUCGAGUUGCACGUUUCUGCACCGAGAACUGCACAUCCCCGUCGCUCCUAGGAUUCGCGUUGUUCAGGAUACUGGAGGCUUGCAAGCUCGGUUCACCUGCCCCUGGGCAGAACCUUCGCCGGAACCACUGGAGAGCGCGCCUUGGCUCGACAGGCCGGCGCUGGCUUCUCCAUGAGCCCGUGAGCCUGGGGGCAGGUGCCCGGCGAUGGCGCGGCCCGUGAGCGACAGGACCCCGGCCCCCCUGCUGACCGGGACCCCCCCGGGAGGGGGAGCGCUGCUUGGGCUGCGGAACCUUCUGCAGGGGACCAGCAAGCCCAAAGAACCAGCCAGCUGUCUCCUGAAGGAAAAGGAGCGCAAGGCGGCUCCGCCGGCGGCCACGAUCCCCGGGCCGGGCCUGGAGACCGCGGGCCCUGCGGACGCCCCGGCUGGGGCGGUGGUGGGCGGCGGGUCCCCGCGGGGGCGCCCAGGGGCCACGCCGGGCCCGGGGCUCUUGGCGCCACUGCUAUGGGAGCGGACGCUGCCCUUCGGCGACGUGGAGUACGUGGACCUGGACGCCUUCCUGCUGGAGCACGGGCUCCCGCCCAGCCCGCCGCCCCCCGGAGGCCCGUCGCCCGCGCCCUCGCCCGCGCGCACCCCCGCAGCCUCCCCGGGGCCCGGCUCCUGCAGCUCGGCCUCCCCUCGUUCCUCGCCCGGCCGCGCCCCGGCCCGGGCCGCCCUCGGGGCCGCCGGCGGCCACCGCGCAGGUCCGGUCUCUCGGGACACACCCAGCCCUGUGGACCCAGACACGGUGGAGGUGCUGAUGACCUUUGAACCUGACCCUGCCGAUCUAGCCCUGUCCAGCAUUCCUGGCCAUGAGACCUUUGACCCCCGGAGACAUCGCUUCUCAGAGGAGGAACUUAAGCCCCAGCCCAUCAUGAAGAAAGCUCGCAAGAUCCAGGUACCAGAGGAGCAGAAGGAUGAGAAGUACUGGAGCCGGAGGUACAAGAAUAACGAGGCGGCCAAGCGGUCGCGGGACGCCCGGCGACUCAAGGAGAACCAGAUCUCGGUGCGGGCGGCCUUCCUGGAGAAGGAGAACGCCCUGCUGCGGCAGGAGGUGGUGGCCGUGCGCCAGGAACUGUCCCACUAUCGCGCGGUGCUGUCGCGCUACCAGGCCCAGCACGGGGCCCUGUGAGGUGGCCCUCGCCCCCACCUCCACCAGACUUGCACCCUCCUCCUCUCCCCGCCCUGUGGCCCGACGGCCGGCCAGCUGGGUGCCCCAGGGACGUGACGAUGCAGAGAAAUACAUUUAUAUUUUUAAGAAAAAAAAUGCAAAAAAGAAGCGAGCCUCCCCCUCCCCCAGCCUCUCUCACGGGGGC
This is a messenger RNA of Erinaceus europaeus (western European hedgehog), 1707 nucleotides long. RefSeq names its product D-box binding PAR bZIP transcription factor (gene DBP). Gene Ontology annotation, biological process: regulation of transcription by RNA polymerase II. Bases 558 to 1523 code for a protein of 321 amino acids. The record is from RefSeq and is a predicted model, not a curated record. Gene Ontology annotation, molecular function: DNA-binding transcription factor activity, RNA polymerase II-specific; RNA polymerase II cis-regulatory region sequence-specific DNA binding. The transcript is spliced from 4 exons. NCBI's taxonomy places the organism in Eukaryota, Metazoa, Chordata, Mammalia, Eulipotyphla, Erinaceidae. Gene Ontology annotation, cellular component: nucleus.